This is a messenger RNA of Rhizoctonia solani, 1878 nucleotides long. Its product is annotated as VTS1 RNA-binding family SAM domain protein. The transcript is spliced from 4 exons. Gene Ontology annotation, cellular component: P-body. Gene Ontology annotation, biological process: nuclear-transcribed mRNA poly(A) tail shortening; regulation of mRNA stability. The record is from RefSeq and is a predicted model, not a curated record. Gene Ontology annotation, molecular function: translation repressor activity; mRNA binding; protein binding. The coding region runs from base 1 to 1878 and encodes 625 amino acids. NCBI's taxonomy places the organism in Eukaryota, Fungi, Basidiomycota, Agaricomycetes, Cantharellales, Ceratobasidiaceae.
AUGGCUCUACGACCCAGCCCCAGCCCCUCGCCUGGUCCCACUGGACAUCCCAACCGCCAAGCACGUGCCUCUCUCGGUCCUGGCUCGUCCUUGACUGUCGGUACCAACCUCGGUCCGGCUCCACGCAAUGUUGCCAAUCAACCGAUAUCGCCCCGCCCAGCUGGCAUGCGUCCAACCAGCGAGUUGAUCACUGGCUCCAAUAUGUACCAGAAUCCAGAGGCCGAGGCGAUCGACCAGUGGUUCGAAAACCUCCAAAACUACGAGGCCACCCUUGAAGAAAUGGCUGCUGCUUCGCUCGAUGUCAAUUUCAAAGAAGAGCUUAGCGCCAUCGAGCAGUGGUUCCGCGUGUUAUCCGAGGCGGAGCGCACGGCCGCUCUUUAUUCGCUCCUCCAGCACUCGACCCAAGUCCAGAUUCGGUUCUUUAUCACCGUACUCCAACAGAUGGCCCGUGCAGACCCCAUGACAGCCCUCCUUUCUCCCGCAGUUGGCGCAUCUAUGCAAAGUCAAAUGGAAGCCAAGCUAGCCUCAUUGGGUCUCAAGUCCCCGGGCCCACCAGCCUCUCCCUCGGCUCGUUCCUUCAACCGUCAAUCCGAAGGCACUGGAAACUUUCUUUCCCCCGAUUCCGCCGCUGUUCCUCCUUCCCCCGGAGGGGCGGGUGCAGCGUCGGGUGAUGCAGCUGCUACCUUGGCUCAACAGCGUGCACGACUGAAAGCGACCAAUGCUGCGCAUAGGAUUUCCGCACCGGGAACUUUGGCUGCCGAUGCCGCACGAGCCAAUGUCUGGUCUGCUACGUCCCUGAGCCAAGUUGCCGAACGUGGCCCAUCUCCAUCUCCAGGCGGAGAUCUACUCUCCCCGCCGCCGGCCGGGACCCGACCCAAGAGCACCGACUUUACAGGACUCGCCGCACAAUUCCGCAAAGGCCAGCCGGGCGACAACAUUGAUGACCAACUCUCUCCCAUGGUUGGUGGAAACUGGGCGAGCAUGGUCAACACACCCGUUGUGCCCAUGUUUUCUGGUAACAAUAAUGGUGCCGGAAGCUCGGCUGCUGGGAACGGAACAGACGCCAAUGGUCAGAACCUCGAUGCCGCAGCGCUCAAACUCGCAAACUGGACAAUGGCGAAUAACCCCGGCGGACCUGUUGUUCAACUUGAUGACGCGCGUAAGUUUAGGAGAACGUCCAACGCGACCAAGUCUACCGACGUAUCUGCACCUGUCAACAAGAAACCCCAACCUCCCGCAGCCAACCCGAACCCGGGAUUCUUGUCCCCACAACAACCCCAACCGACCAACUGGCAACACCAACCCAAUCGUAGCCCAGACCCUACUGCAAUGGCCAACUUUAACCUUGGUGGAUUGAGCCCCGGGAUGAACAUGAACAUGGGCAUGAUGAACGGGUUCGGGAUGAUGACGCCUGGAAUGGGAAUGCCUGGAUUCGGGAUGAACAAUCUUGAAGGCCUUCAAGCUCAAUUGAUAGCCGCCCAACUUGCGCAACUGAACGCUGGAUUCCCGCUCGGUAUGAUGCCAGGUCUCGCAGGGCAGAACCAACAGCCUGGCCCGCGUUCUGCACGAUCGGGCGCAAGCGGCCGUCGUUCGCCCAAGCCUCCAACCAACUCUGCUGCCAAGGGAGGAGAAGACGAUAUCGAUCCGAGCUUGCUGAACGAUGUUCCCGGGUGGUUGAGAAGUCUGCGGUUGCACAAGUACACCCCGAACUUUGAAGGCAUGGCGUGGAGGGAUAUGGUGGUUAUGGACGAGGCCGCUCUCGAAGCCAAGGGUGUGGCUGCGUUGGGUGCAAGGAGGAAGAUGUUGAAGACUUUCCAAUUGGUCCGGGAAAAAAUGGGAAUCGAAGAGCCAGAAGGCUCGAGGUCCAAGGACGAGUAG